AUGAAACCCGAUCAUUUCACUUUUUACAUUUCCGCAGCAGCCGGACUGCUUGCCGGCUCGGCCCUGGCCAAAAUAAUCCAGAUACCUCCAACAGAUGUCGUUGUUCGAGCCCUGCCCAAUGCUCCUGAUGGCUAUACUCCCGCGAACGUUCCUUGCCCUCCAGAUCGCCCCAGCGUUCGCAGCGCAGCCACCAUCUCUCACAACGAAUCUGACUGGUUAAAAAACAGGAGGAAGAAGACAACAGCUGCCCUGACGGACUUCUUCGGUCGCGUCUCUAUCGCCAAUUUUGAUGCCGCAGAAUAUAUUAGAAAUCAUGCGGACAAUACUUCAGCGCUCCCGAACAUUGGAAUCGCCAUCUCUGGUGGAGGCUACAGGGCGUUGAUGAAUGGCGCCGGUGUAGUGCAGGCGUUUGAUUCUCGAACUGCUGGAUCGACAGAUCAGGGCCGGCUUGGUGGCCUUUUGCAGUCCGCGACGUACCUGUCUGGCUUGAGUGGAGGUGGGUGGAUGGUUGGUUCGUUGUACUUAAACAACGAUACAACCGUAUCCGCAUUGGCUGGUGGUCAAGAAGGUUCAGCAUGGGAUUUCACCCGUUCCAUCCUGGAGGGUCCGUCGGAUGGUGGAUUGGCUAUUUUGGAUACUAUCGAAUACUACAGGCAGAUCGAGCGUGCCGUGAAUGGAAAAAGAGACGCUGGGUAUGAUGUUUCUAUCACGGAUUACUGGGGCCGGGCUCUCUCGUAUCAGUUGAUUGAUGCACCGCAAGGCGGCCCUUCAUACACGUGGUCCUCGAUCUCACUGAGCCCGAGUCUUCAAAAUGGUGAUAUGCCGAUGCCAAUCCUUGUUGCCGAUGGCAGAAACCCAGGGGAGAAACUUAUCGGUGGGAAUGCCACGGUGUUUGAAUUUAACCCCUGGGAGUUUGGAACGUUUGAUCCCACUAUAUUUGGUUUUGUUCCUGUUGAAUAUCUUGGUUCGAGAUUCCAGGCUGGCACUCUUCCCAGCAAUGAAACGUGCGUUCGCGGGUUCGAUAACGCCGGAUACAUCAUGGGCACAUCUUCGUCGCUCUUCAACCAGUUCUCUCUUCAUUUGGAUACGGUUGAUAUUCCGAAUUUUAUUAAAGACGAGAUUAGGAAACUUUUGGAAAGAAUUGGUGACGAGAAUAACGAUAUCGCAGAGUACCGACCCAACCCGUUCUAUCACUACUCAAACGACACCUCUCCGUUUGCCAAUGUUGUAUCGCUCCCUUUAGUUGACGGCGGAGAGGAUCUGCAGAACAUCCCUCUUCACCCGCUAAUUCAACCAGAGAGGCACGUAGACGUGAUCUUCGCGGUUGACUCUUCCGCGGACACCGAGUACAACUGGCCUAACGGAACUGCUCUGGUCGCUACCUAUGAACGGAGUAUGGACCCAGCUGGGCUUGCUAAUCAGACUUCAUUUCCCGCGAUCCCGGACCAAAAUACAUUUGUCAAUCUCGGCCUGAAUACCAGGCCAACCUUCUUCGGCUGCAAUAGUUCCAACACCACUGGUCCCACCCCGCUAGUCGUCUACAUUCCAAACUAUCCUUACAGCGCCUUUUCCAAUGUCUCCACUUUCACCAUGGAAUACACAGACAACGAGCGCGACGGGAUCAUCAGGAACGGCUAUAACGUUGGCACCAUGGGCAACGCAACACGGCAGAAGGAUUGGCCGACAUGUGUCGGAUGUGCUAUUCUAAGCCGAUCGUUUGAGCGCACGGGAACUUCGGUUCCUGAUGCCUGCCAGCAGUGCUUCCGGAACCAUUGCUGGGAUGGAACGCUCAAUAGCACUACCCCGAACACGUAUGCCCCCAAUGUUAGCAUGUCAGAUGUGGGAGCGAAAAACGCGGCUCCCGGGAUGCAUACUUCAAGUAAGCAAAGUAUCGUUGCUGCGUCUGUGGCCAUUUUGGUCGCCGUCAUGUUCUGGUGA
Messenger RNA from Uncinocarpus reesii 1704, 1938 nucleotides. RefSeq names its product lysophospholipase. Gene Ontology annotation, biological process: glycerophospholipid catabolic process. Bases 1 to 1938 code for a protein of 645 amino acids. Lineage: Eukaryota; Fungi; Ascomycota; Eurotiomycetes; Onygenales; Onygenaceae. The transcript has 3 exons. Gene Ontology annotation, cellular component: intracellular membrane-bounded organelle; cytosol. The record is from RefSeq and is a predicted model, not a curated record. Gene Ontology annotation, molecular function: A2-type glycerophospholipase activity.